This is a messenger RNA of Triplophysa rosa, 1075 nucleotides long. It is a transcript of the gene mtpn, whose product is annotated as myotrophin. Bases 139 to 495 code for a protein of 118 amino acids. Gene Ontology annotation, biological process: regulation of barbed-end actin filament capping. The transcript has 5 exons. Gene Ontology annotation, molecular function: protein binding. Gene Ontology annotation, cellular component: cytoplasm; nucleus. The record is from RefSeq and is a predicted model, not a curated record. Lineage: Eukaryota; Metazoa; Chordata; Actinopteri; Cypriniformes; Nemacheilidae.
ACUUUUAUUCUGAAGUGUUUGCGGGCGGUAGUUUGAUAGCGGAAGUCCGUGCCGCUGGUGGUUGCAGUUCAGGCGGAUCCCGUCAGUGUCUGAUCUCAAACUUUCUGUUAAACCAAAAAACGUCUGAAAGCCGGUGACAUGGGGGAUAAGGAGUUGAUGUGGGCCCUGAAGAAUGGAGAUCUGGAUGAGGUGAAGACUCUGUUGGUGAAGGCGGAGGACGUGAACAGGACUCUGGAGGGCGGUCGGAAGCCUCUUCAUUACGCCGCAGACUGUGGUCAUUCAGAGAUGUUGGAGUUUCUUCUGUCUAAAGGAGCAGAUGUCAACGCUCCAGAUAAACACGGUAUUACCCCGCUGCUGUCUGCCACUUACGAGGGUCACGUGACCUGCGUCAAGAUUCUUCUAGAAAAGGGUGCUGAUAAGGAGCGGAAAGGUCCGGAUGGUCUCAGCGCGCUCGAGGCGGCCGAGAGCGAGGCCAUCAAAGAGCUACUGAAGUGAGUCACUUGCUGCUGAACAACAGAGAGGAUUGAACCUGCAGCCACCGAAUCCAACAAACACACACAAACUCGCGCACACACACACACGCCUCUCUGUCUCCGCCAAGCGACUGCAUCAGCUCCUCUUGCUUUCCUGUUGUUUUAGUUUUUUUCAUGGUCUUAUUUUAUUUUGGGAGACGAACAGGUGCUGUCUCCUCUAGUUUAUCAAAUGCAGCCAUUGGCUGAUGGACCUGUCACUCACGCCUCCCGUAAGGACCAAUGGGAAAGCCGUCGGACACCACCUGUAUGACAGCACGAAACACAGUAUGUAGAGUAGAGAAUGAAAUUGAUGUGUGCAUUUAUUUUUUCGGACUGUAAGACAAAAAAGGAGCGAUUGUGAUUUAGAAAUGAGUGGUUAGUUCAUAGGAUUUUGAAAAAGAAAACUAGCUGAGCGACACUCCGGCCCGACAUCGAUCAGACGACAUUCCUGCAUAUUAGCUGUUCAGAAAACAAACAAAAAAACACUCAUUUUACUGGCCGCACAUUUGCCUUUGUGCUCUCUUGAAUUUUUGUUGUUGUAGAAAGAAAUAAAAUAAUUCUCA